UAUUUGCAAUUAUUUUCAAAUAAAUUUAGUCUCCUUCGUUUAUUUAUAAUUAAAAAAAAAGUUUAAACUAUAUUUUAUUCAUUAAUAUAUAAAAGUCUUGGUGCUUCAUUUCAAAUAAGAAAAUAUUCGCCAUCUCUACGUUAAUAUAUUUAUAGCUAAAUGAAAAAUGAAGAUUUUGAAAAUUGUAUUUCAUCGAGAAAUAAUCAAGUACUGAGUCCAAAAAUGAAUUUUCAAUCACCACAAAAAUUAUUCAUAAAAUGUAGAAAUAUUGAUGAGAGUGAAAAGGAAAUAAUUACAGAAAUAAAUGAACUGGAAACUGGUAGGAUGAACUCGAAAGAAAAUGAUUUUUUCACACCACCGAAAUUAAGUAAUGAUCUUUUUGAUUCAACAAUACCGAAUGAAGAUGAAGUGGCAAAAUUACUCUACGAUUCAGAAAAUAUUCUUAACUUGGAUAGUAUUCAAGUAACAAAUGAUUCGAUCUUAAAUUUUUCCUCUUUAGAUGAGAAUUCUAAUAAUGAAAAUUCAAGUGAAAAAUCUCCAGUCGAUCCUUUGUCACUGGACAAUGUGAAUACAGUGGAAAUGAAAAAUGUAUUGCCAAAUAAAUCAGAAUCGAGAAAAAAUCUGAAUUAUGAUUCCGAUGAUGAAUCGGAAGAUGAAGAGGAAAGCGAAGAUGAAGGAGAGGAUGACGAUGACGAGGACGAAGAAGACAGUGAAGAAGAUGAUGAUGAUGAAGAUGAAGACGACGAAGAAAAUGAGGAAAUUGCAGAAAAACUAUUCAAAACCCAAAAGAAUAAUUCAAAGAAGGAAAUUUUAUCUACAGAAACAAUUGAGAAAUUAAAUAAAUUAGUUAUUAGAUUAACUCACGUGGUUCCACCACAACAUAAAGUGGAAAGUACGUCUGGAUCGAGAACACUUACUAGAAAAGAAUGGAAGGCUUUCGAUAAAUUUUCGAAAAGAAUACGAACUAAAUUUACUGAAAAGGAAGAUAGUAUUAUCAGACAAAAUUGGAAAUUAUUCUGUAAGAUUCACGACUGGGAUGAAAAUGAUGUACAAUCUUUUUUGUAUCUGAAACAUCAGGGCAAAAUAUACAUAAAGAGUUCAUUGGAGAGAAAGAAAUUUGUUCAAUUUUUAGCCAAAGGAUUGCCAUAUCGAACUUUGUUUAGCGUUUACACUAGAUUUCGAUUUUUAUUUAGAAAUCACGCCUAUCAUGGACGAUUCACGCCUGAAGAGGAUAAGAAAAUAAUGAUUUUUAUGAAUUCUUCAAAUGUUGUUAGACAGUGCAAAAUUAGUGAACUCUCGAAAAUUCUAAAACGAACUCACAUUUCAAUCUUUAAAAGGUACCAAAAAUUACUAAAAGCUAAAACUAACAGAAAAAGAAGAAAUAAACAAUCUCAGGAUAAAGUUGUAUGGACUUUGGAAUUAACCGAAAAAUUUUUGGUAAAUUUAAUAAAACUCACGUUAAGUAAAAACGUUAACGAACUCGAGAAUCAAAAAAUACCUCAAGUUGUUUGGAAAGAAAUGAAAAAAAGAAUGGGCAUUGAAGUGAAUGUUUUAAAGUACUUUUGGUUUGGAAGAUUACACUUGCAACUGUUUUCACCUGAUCCGAUCUAUUUGAACGACAUAAAAAUCAAACUAAUCGAAUUUUUAUAUUCAUUGGAAUUGAAGAGCACCAAAGAAAUCAAAUGGGCCGAAGUUUUAAAUAAUUUUGAAGGAAUGACAAUAUUUUUUCUCUCCGAUCUCACUCAUCGAUUGUUGAAACAUAUCAAAAACAAAACAACAAAUUUCACCGAAUCUAUGAAUCAUCUUUACGAGAAAAUUAUUCCUCAAUUAGAAAAUAAUCUCAAAGAUAAAUAUUUACCACGUCUUUGUUAUAAGAAUAAAAAAUUGACAGUUGUAGAUGACAUCGAAGAAAUUGAAUCUAAAAACCUUUCGUCGAAUGAAGAUGACAGUAAAUUGUCAAAAGGACAGGAAAAGAAAGAAAAGAAAUUAAGAACAUUGAAGAAAUCGGACAGUACAGAAAAUAAAAACCUUUCGUCGAAUGAAGAUGACAGUAAAUUGCCAAAGGAACAGGAUAAGAAAGAAAAGAAAUUAAGAACAUUGAAAAAAUCGGACAGUAUAGAAAAUAAGAACCGAGCGUCGAAAGAAAAUGUUAAUAAAUUAACAAAGGAAGUGAGAAAUAAGGAAAGAAAAUUAGGAAAUUUAAAAAAGGAGAGUUCAGAAAAGGAGAAUUUAGAUUGGUCUCUAUCGUUACGUGAAAAAUUUUUGAAAAAGCUCCUUGAAUUAAUGAUUUCCGAUGAUAUUGGAGAAUUAAAAGACGCAUUAAUUCACACUGUCGUUUGGAAAGAAAUGACAAAAUAUUUUCCCGUUCAUCACAGUGAACUGGAAAAUUUAUGGUACAAUGAAUUGCAUUUGCAACUUUAUUCACCGAGACCAAUUUACUUGAACGAUGUGAAAAUAAAAUUAAUAGAAUUAAUCUAUCGAAAACAAUUCGAAAGCGAACAAGAAAUAAAUUGGGAAAUUGUCUGCUGUUCCUUCGAUGGAUUCACCAAAAAUUUUCUUUCUCAAGUUUUCAAUAAUCUCGUUGACGUUGCAAUGAAAGAAAAAAAUUUCUCCAAAUUUGCCGAUAUUACGAAAUAUUUGUACGAAACAACUCUGAUGGAAAUAAAAACUGGAGAAAAUGAUCAAUUCUUGCCACGAAUAAUUUUCGAGAAUGGAAAAAUUCAAUUUGUAGACAUAAAUCUCGAGAAUGAUGAGAAUUAUUGUAAGAGUGAAAAUGAAAUUGACGAUAAAUGGGAAUUAUUAAUGACUUCGAAAUUUAGGGAAAAAUUUCUAAAAUCGUUACUUCGAUUAAAUUUGAGUAUGAAAAUAGAGGAAUUAAAAGAUGCUGAGAUUCCAGACGUUGUUUGGAUGGAAAUGGAAAAAGAACUCAAAACUGAUAUGAAAAUUUUGAUGAAUUUAUGGUACAAGGAAAUGCAUUUACAAUUAUUUUCUCCACGUCCUAUUUAUUUAAAUGACAUCAAAAUUUGUUUGAUAGAAUUAAUCUACAAUUGUCGAAUAACGGACGAGAAGCAAAUAAAUUGGGACGAAAUUUCUUCCCAUUUCGAUGGAAUGACGGAAAUUUUUCUUUCGGAAAUUUUUGUCGAUCUUCUUAAUUUUGCGUCGAAAGAAAUCAAUUCUUCGAAAUUUACCGAAAUUAUCAAAUAUUUGUACGAGACAAUGUUCUUGAAACUAAAGGAAGGAGAAUUUGACAAAUGUUUGCCUCGAAUAUGUUUUGAAAAUGACGAGAUUCAAGUAAUUGAUGAAAAAAUUGAAAACGAUGUGACUUGCAAGAGGGAGGAAAAUGUUGAAAGUGAAAUUGCAAACGAAAUGGAAAACUUUUGGACAGUACCUAUGAGAGAAAUAUUUUUAGAAUGUCUUCUUUGCGUGAAUUUAAGUGAGACGAUAGAAGAAUUAAAAGAUGCAUUCAUUCCAGGAGUUGUUUGGAAAGAAAUGGAAAAACAAUUAGAAAUUGAUAGAAAUAUUCUGGAAAACUUGUGGUACAAAGAAUUGCAUUUGCAACUAUUUUCUCCAAGGCCCAUUUAUUUAAACGACAUCAAAAUGUAUUUAAUAGAAUUAAUCUACAAAAGUGAAGUCACAGAUUUCGAUGACAUAGAUUGGAAUGAAAUUUCUUCUCAUUUCGAUGGUAUGACGACAGUUUUCCUCUCUCAGGUUUUCCAAGAACUUGUUGAAUCAACGUCAAAAAUAAUAAAUUCUAAAAAAUUUUGUGAUAUUAUAGAUUACAUGAAUGAAAUAACGUUUAACGAGAUAAAAAAUAGUUCCUCCGACCAAAUGCUACCUCAAAUUAUAUUUAAUAAUGGAAAAAUAAGCACUGUAGAAAGUGAGAAGAAAAGUUAACUUAAUUAAUAAGAACAGAUUUUAGAAAAUUCUUCUAAAGAAUCAAAAGUCAAUGAUAACUGUAAAAAUACAAAGAUUAUUAAUAAUUAAAAUUUUAUAUUUUACGUUGGUAAAAUUAAAAUAAACUCUAUUUUCAUACUUUUAAA
Leptopilina heterotoma is the source of this 4040-nucleotide messenger RNA. RefSeq names its product kinesin-related protein 4-like. Gene Ontology annotation, cellular component: nucleus. Bases 160 to 3894 code for a protein of 1244 amino acids. The record is from RefSeq and is a predicted model, not a curated record. Lineage: Eukaryota; Metazoa; Arthropoda; Insecta; Hymenoptera; Figitidae. Gene Ontology annotation, molecular function: DNA-binding transcription factor activity, RNA polymerase II-specific; RNA polymerase II cis-regulatory region sequence-specific DNA binding. Gene Ontology annotation, biological process: regulation of transcription by RNA polymerase II. The transcript has 14 exons.